This is a messenger RNA of Aspergillus tanneri, 393 nucleotides long. Its product is annotated as cytidine deaminase. NCBI's taxonomy places the organism in Eukaryota, Fungi, Ascomycota, Eurotiomycetes, Eurotiales, Aspergillaceae. The record is from RefSeq and is a predicted model, not a curated record. The coding region runs from base 1 to 393 and encodes 130 amino acids. Gene Ontology annotation, cellular component: cytosol. The transcript has 4 exons. Gene Ontology annotation, molecular function: cytidine deaminase activity; zinc ion binding.
AUGGCAUCUUCUACCCCUGCCCUUUCUGCACAGGAAUUGCAGACCCUAUCAUCGAAAGCCAUUGCUGCCAAAGCCACAGCAUAUUGUCCUUAUUCCAAAUUCCGAGUUGGAGCAUGCAUUCUCACCCAGUCGGGUGAGUACAUCUCUGGUGCCAAUGUUGAAAACGCCUCGUACCCUGUGGGCACAUGUGCGGAAAGAGUAGCGUUUGGGACUGCAGUUGUUGCUGGACACAGAAAUUUUAAGGCUAUUGCUGUUGCUACGGACGUUAAGCCGGGGGCAUCGCCAUGUGGCAUGUGCAGACAAUUUAUGAGCGAGUUCACAAGCCCUUCGUUCCUCAUUUAUAUGUAUGAUGGGGAAGACAGCUAUAGUAUCACAACAAUGCGUGAGGUAUGA